CGUCGGAGAGGACUGACUUCACUCAUCCGCUGUAAAUGGACGCGAUACUGAACUACAGGCCGGAGGGCAGCGAGGACUACUACACCUUACUGGGAUGCGACGAGCUCUCCUCGGUUGAGCAAAUUCUGGCAGAAUUUAAGGUCAGAGCUCUGGAAUGUCACCCGGACAAGCAUCCCGAAAACUCCAAAGCUGUGGAGACUUUUCAGAAGUUGCAGAAGGCGAAAGAGAUUCUGAGCAACGCAGAGAGUCGAGCCCGCUAUGACCAUUGGCGGAGGAGCCAGAUGUCGAUGUCGUUUGAGCAGUGGGAAGCUUUGGCCGACUCAGUGAAAACUUCGAUGCAUUGGGCUGUCAGAAGUAAGAAAGACUUGAUGCUGGAAGGAAGUGAGCAGACUUACACCAACACAGCUCAAAACAAGGAACGGAGUGAGCAAAGAGAAACCAAGCAAGGGGACCCAGACUCAACCCCAGAGAAAAUGAUGCAAAAGGAAUCUGAGUCCCCAGAGAAAGGCAUCUCCCCACAAAACCCAGACUCUCCGGGUCUCUCAGACUGGAACUGUGGCCACCUCCAUUUCCGCUGGUCUGGCGACACUCCCUCAGAACUCCUAAGGAAGUUCAGAAACUAUGAAAUCUGAAGUGUCGUUGCUCUGUGAGGGAGGGUGAGGCCUUCAUCCGUGCUGCCAAAGCCAGUCUUUGUUCAUAGCUUUAAAAUGCUGUCUGUGUUUGUGAGUUGCUCAGUAUGGUCAAGUCCCCCAACCUUGAACCCAUUAUUACAGUGUGCUUUGUGUUAUUUUGUGCUGGGGAUUGAACCCAGGACCUCCCGUACACUCUGUAACAUUGAUUGUUACUUCCUACCCCUCAUGUUGUUUGAGGAAAUUGUUGUAAGUUGUAGUUUAUUUCAGUAUUUGAGUCAAUUAAGGCUCUCAGACACACUUGUUUCUAAGACUAUACUUAGAUCCUAUGUAGUUUGUAUUUUAUGUUUUUCCUGUUAAUGUUACUUGUAGAUAUCUGUUAAAAAUCACUCCCCGUUGGUGUCCCAUGAUCCCUAGCUUCGCUAGACAUACAAAAAUGUCUUCUAGAUUUUGUUUUAAACUGAAAUGUAGACUUACUUGUCUGAAUUUCAUAGAGUGAAAUAAAUAAUUUCCUCGAAGUUUA
Messenger RNA from Rattus norvegicus (Norway rat), 1152 nucleotides. RefSeq names its product DnaJ heat shock protein family (Hsp40) member C12 (gene Dnajc12). The transcript is spliced from 5 exons. The coding region runs from base 36 to 632 and encodes 198 amino acids. Lineage: Eukaryota; Metazoa; Chordata; Mammalia; Rodentia; Muridae. The record is from RefSeq and is marked provisional. Gene Ontology annotation, cellular component: cytoplasm.